Messenger RNA from Paramacrobiotus metropolitanus, 1256 nucleotides. RefSeq lists its product as uncharacterized. The transcript is spliced from 4 exons. The record is from RefSeq and is a predicted model, not a curated record. NCBI's taxonomy places the organism in Eukaryota, Metazoa, Tardigrada, Eutardigrada, Parachela, Macrobiotidae. Bases 243 to 1256 code for a protein of 337 amino acids.
GAAACCCGUCGCCUGAGGACGCACUAGAGACCGCCGCCGUAAUUCCGCUGAGUUUAUUAAGAUGCUUUGGCAUAAUCCCAAUUAAAAGCGCUUCCCCUUACCGACAAACAGCGUUGACCGCGAUUGCGGUGAUCCUAAUUAGUGGCGCUUGGUUCCAAGUGGCGCUGGUUGGUGGCUCCGCCUAUUGUCGCCUGUUCCCACCGAAUUCCGCCUCUCAGACAGACAAGAAAAGCGUUUCCCUAAUGGACAUGAUGCUUUCCUUGCCGUACGUCGCUGUGAGCCUCCGGGGUGCGGCGACGCUAACGGUUAUUCUCUUCACGCGACACCGCCUUGCUAACAUAUUACAGAAACUGAAUUCUCUUCUUGCGCGAUCUCUAAUUGUAAGCGGUCCGAAUACACAACGGUAUAUUCGCCGCUGGAGAUUGCAAAUUAGUUUUGUCUCCGUCUUCUUCAUCGCGUAUUUGAGCGCUACUGAAUAUUUCAAUAUUACCGGUACGAUUAAACAGAUGAAUUUAACAUGGACGGAAGGAAAUAUGUAUGAUCCACUACCGCCCAUCUUCCCGGUGUGGCUAAGCAUGGGCUUCUACGAAACCUUUCUAGAAGUCACAUUCAUGUUAUCCAUACAAGUCUCCAUUUUGUUAAUCUUUUCUGCACUGGUUUUAACCGCUUGCACUGAUCGAAUCAACGACAACCUCCGCUUGCAAACAGAAAUAACUGUGAGCAAGAAACUCGAUGACCUUUGGAAAAGUACGGAGUGCUUGGAAGAUCUGUUGCACCAGCAUGCGGAGGUGAUGGACGCGUGCAAGAAUGUAAAUGCGGUGUUCGGGCUGUUUUUCGCCGUAGCGUAUUGCCUGGAUUUCCUGGCUUUGGUAUCGUAUGUGACCAAUUGGUUGCUCAAUACGGCGCUGAUGUUGGAUAAUCUGUGGAGCGCUGUGUAUGAAGUGCUGAUCACGAUUAAUGUGGUGGUGUGCGGUGGGAUGUUUUUAAUCCCUCUGUUUCGGAUGCACGAUCACGCAUUGGAGAUUUACGAGGGUUUAUGCAAUUAUGCCGAUGCAGCGGUACCCGUUCUACAAAGCGACCAAGGUAACCAGCUGCGGAGGACGCUGCACCUGUUCAUGCAUAAGAGCCGGAAUCAGCAUAUUAUCAUACAAGGCUGGCACACAGUGUAUGCCACACGGCAUUUAUUUGUAGCAACAUUCACUAUCUGUGUGUCGUUCGUCGUCGUUGCUCAUGAAGUUCUCCAGAAAUCCCGUUAA